Trichoderma aggressivum f. europaeum is the source of this 4422-nucleotide messenger RNA. RefSeq lists its product as uncharacterized. NCBI's taxonomy places the organism in Eukaryota, Fungi, Ascomycota, Sordariomycetes, Hypocreales, Hypocreaceae. The transcript has 7 exons. Bases 1 to 4422 code for a protein of 1473 amino acids. The record is from RefSeq and is a predicted model, not a curated record.
AUGUCCACGGACCAUCGCCAUGGGGCGGCCGCCCAUUCCUCUCAAGAGAGCGUCUUGAUGUUGCGCCGCCUCGUGGAAGCGCUCCCAGACGAGUACCAGGAGGCAUUCGGAAAAUGCACGACCGGCGACGAGGUGCUUGAGGAUCUUCAAGAUUACGGGACAGCGUGGAACACUCGCAACCGUCGGCUCGGCACCUUCAUUCGGGUGAUGAAGCCCUUCUUCACCGCCAUGGACGUAUUUGUCUCAUGCGACCCGAUGCAUGCUGCGACAUUAUGGGGCGCGCUUCGAGUGGUCAUCGCUCUUGGCAUUACUUUUCAUGAGUUCUUGGACAAGGUCUCUUCCGGCCUCGAAAAGCUGGCAGUCGAAAUUGAGUACCUCGAUGAACUCAAUUCCAUCUUUGCAGAGCUGGAGCGCAAAAGAUAUCACGAGAUGGAAGCUACAAUUAAUGCAGAGCUCAAUAAGAGGAUGAAAGAGGGAUGGCUGGAACAAGACCUGAAAGAGAAGAGGGAUCAGAUGAGGGAGGAACUGAGCAUGGUAGCAGAGACAGCCAUCCAGCAGGAUUACGAACAGCUUCCAAAGUCUUCGCCACGCACUCAAGUCUUGCUGCAGGAUAUGUUUGAAGAGAUCCUUCAGUUCUUGAUGGGCGUAUUCAGGAUAUUUUACCAUCCGGAUGGAAGGUCAAAAAGCGCAAUGCGAGUUGUCGCCAAGACGGUUUGGCACCCAUUCCGGUUUGACGAGACCAUAACACGAAUGAAGGAGCUCAGAGAGAGAAUGAAAAUGGAGAUUCUACUACUGAAUCUGAAAUUAUCAAAAGAUGCGAAAGACAUUGCGGAAGCCAGUAAGCUGGAAGCAGUUGCUGAGAGUACCCAGGCAAAAGCGAGAGGCGACAAACUGGACAAGUCUAUGAGUAAACUGGAACGAAUGGCCGAAAAGGAAGCAAGAUAUACGUUCCUUCACCGUGUUCGCGAGUGGUUAGAUCCACCGUCCUUUGCUGACAGAUACGAAGAUGUCGCAUCACAGUGCAUGCCGGGAACUACAAGCUGGCUGCUUGAACACCCUAUUUUCCGCUCCUGGCUGCAAGAUGGUAAAAAGGUUCGUGGAGGAAGCCUAUGGGUGCGUGGCAACCCUGGCUCAGGAAAAUCGGUUCUGGCGGCAUCCACCAUCCAAGAACUGAAAGGGCUUGGAUCAUCAAAUCCAGUCUGCUACUUCUUUUUUAACUCAACCCAAGAUAUCAUCCCCAAUACCGCCUCAGCGGCAUAUCGAGCGUUGCUCUCUCAGAUUCUGCAGUACAGGAUAAACGAUGAUCAGCUGAGAGAAACUCUCGAAUUUGCCAUGUAUUUUCAGUCCCCUGGCCAAAAGACUGCUUCUAAGAAAGAAAUUAAUGAUCUCAUGGAGUUAUGUUUGCAUUCGGAUGACAACAUCUAUCUUGUGUUGGACGGACUUGACGAGUGUGAGGAUUCGAGAGAGCUUGUAGAGAAGCUACGAAGUCUUGCAGACCAAGAAACAACUCGCCUUGCUUUAUUUUGCAGACCGACGUUAACGUGGCUUUCCAAGCGAAUUUCGAGACUACAUAUAAUAAGUAUCGAUUUAUCGAACAAGGACGACAUUCAGCAUUAUCUUCGGCAGUCGUUGAAAGACAUGAAGAGCGAAGGCCUCCUUUCCAAGUCGCUGGACUACAAAGAGGUCGCCAAAACUUUGACGCGGCGAGCUGACGGGAUGUUCCUCUGGGCUAGAUUGAUGGUCGCCUAUCUCAACUCGCCCGCACUCUAUCCUGCACAACGUACACAGGCAAUUAGCGAAAUGGACAACCCAGAAGGGCUGGAAGUGAUGUAUGAGCGAAUCUUGCGUCUCAUUGAGGGAAGCAACAAGGCCAUGCAUAGACUUGCCGGACAGAGUUUUCUCUGGCUUUCCUAUGGGAAGCGUCCACUGAUACCUGCAGAACUCGAGAGCGGCCUUGUCCCCUUUGACGCGAAUCCCAACGAGGAGGAGGCUUGGAAGUUGCCGGAAUUCGAAGAUGUCAUUGUUAGAGCCUGCGGUGGACUCAUCGAACUGAGUCCAAAGUCUAUCGAGUUGUUGGGGAACACCUUUCGUCCUCUUCGAUUCAUCCACGCAUCGGUAAAGGAAUACUUUGCUAAUUCUGAGUCAACAUCAAAGAAUGGGUUAAUUCCACCGCCUCCACUUAUCGCUCACGCGCGGUUGGCGACGAUGUGCCUUAAAUACUUGACAUAUCGCGUUCCAUCACAGCCUCUGUCUGGAAAACUGGGAAAUAAUGUUGUUCCAAAAGAUCUCUGGUCCGCGUUUCCGUUUAGCAACUAUGCCAUGGUCAGAUGGACAUCCCACUUGGUGCUCACUAUACAGGACAACCACUACAGAGAGGCAGAGCCAGAACUGCAGGUUCUAUUCUCAGCAUUAAAGCAGUUCUUUACGCAACCAAAAGUGCUUAUGGCUUACAUCGAAGGCUGCUACACCUAUGGCGAAGCCCCAAACGCAAAAUCUCUUCGCGUCUGGGCAGAAAGUAGCUCAUCUGGCAUUUCAUCAAAGCCAGAAGCCGAGAUUCGCACAACAAUCGUCGAGUUUAGCCAUUUCCUUGACAAGCUGGAGAGUGAUUGGGGAAGAACACUACAGAAUAACCCAGCUAGUAUCUGGGAAGAAGUCACAGCCUUCACACCAAGUCCACUUCUUCCGAAGCAUGGCGGUAUUUCUGUUCGUUCGUUGGUACCAGCUCCGCACAAAAAAGCUGGUCUAUCUAGGGAGCCAAUAAACCGUCUCACGCAAGUUACUUCUGACGGCCUAUACCAUGUUACCUUGGGCGUGUAUACUUCAAAGAAGUUCGAGAGUCAUGACAAGAAAACUCUAGCCGAUAAGCUAUGCGAAGACAAGUCUUUCUCUAGGGGAUGGAUCGUUCGCUAUGAGAUCAGCCAACUGAGUGAUCAGCACGUUGUUGCAUCUUUGGAUAUCCCUCUUCCGGAACUCGAUGUAUGGGCGCGGCUUUGCGAAACGUUGCUACGCGGCUUUAUCCAAAUUCCCAUAUCUGUCAGCCGAGAUUCCCGAUUUUUUACUGUGAUGAAAAGUCUCUACCAUGUCAAACUAGAGGGGAAUAAAUUACGGUAUGCCACGCACAGCCUGCCAAUCGAACAUGAUAUCUUCGGUAAUACAGAGCGCAAGUCCCAAGGUCACCGGAAAUCUCUGGAAGAAUUGACUUACAAAGAUUUCUCACGAUAUUAUAAAGACAACCUGAGACGCGUAUCGCUCUAUUGGAUAUACCUUGACGACUAUGGGGAGAACCUAUGCUAUGCGUCUCAGGAGAGGGCCGCUCCAGCUCAUCUGAGGGUGUUCAAGAUAAAUGUGUCUUCUUUCAAUGAAGUCAAAAUAGAAACAACGAAAGUCGCGGAGCGCCAGUUCUGGGCAAAGGGUAUCAGCACGGUUUACGAGGAUCGCGACGACAAAGAAUUUGAGAUGUGCUUCCACCCGUUCCUGCCCGUACUAGUUUACGCUGGUGCCAAAGGAACAUAUGUCUGGAACUUCAAUACCAACAUUUCACAGAAAGUUGGCCAUGGAGCAGCCGAUGUGGCCUUCCUCUCCUGCUCAGAAACGGGUGAAUCGUGUAUUCUGACACCGAGAGGCCAGCGUCCGGAGAUCAUUCCAAUCCAACCUGCCCUAGCCGCCACAGGAAUACUAGAAGAAGAUUUGCGUCCCAAGCUCGAAGGUGAUGAGAAUACUGAGGAAAUGGUUCUCUCAGAUGGUGCUAUGACAGCUUCGCCUGAUGAUGAUAGACUCAUAACGAAGGAUUGGACGCUGACGCAGGCCAUGUCUGGCCAUGGAAAGCCGUUGACAAGCAGCAACAUGGUUGUAGGAUCAAAUGGAAUCACAAAACACGUUUCUGUCGUGAAUUCGGGCCUGACAACCAGUCUUCAUCUAUGGAACGAGGAUGGGCGAGAUGAAUCCAUGGUUCUCACACGGCUUCCGAAUUCCGAAGGCGCAGACUCGGCGAAAGUCAGCGUCAUUAGAUCGCUCAAUGAGGAGGAGCCGAUUCAGAUUAUCGUGGAUAAGUCGGCAGAUACUUGGAGCAAGAUCACGCGAUCUGAACCUGCGGCAUUUCCAGUGAUGGUUGAAAGAGACAUUCGCAGCUUUUCUACUCAGACCACCAUCAAUGAAAGCUCUCGGAAUGAUCAUGCAGCACUUCCUGGGAUAGUGGAAGGAGAAAUUCGAGGCUCUUCUGCUCAGACUAGCUCUGAUGCCAACUUAUUAGCUGCGGAUAGGUCUGGUGAGAUGCCUCAAACUCUACCUGCUGCGUCUUCUAUACAAGAAGAAAGACAUCUUCAAGAUUAUAUGAACUGGAGGGAUGAUAAUGUGGAAGAAUCUAAGAAUGAUGGGCACAGAAGCCGACUAAAGAGGUUUCUGGGAAAGAUGAAGUGCUUAUAG